This is a messenger RNA of Monopterus albus (swamp eel), 896 nucleotides long. RefSeq names its product mitochondria localized glutamic acid rich protein a (gene mgarpa). Gene Ontology annotation, cellular component: mitochondrion. The transcript is spliced from 4 exons. Gene Ontology annotation, biological process: anterograde axonal transport. The coding region runs from base 56 to 655 and encodes 199 amino acids. Lineage: Eukaryota; Metazoa; Chordata; Actinopteri; Synbranchiformes; Synbranchidae. The record is from RefSeq and is a predicted model, not a curated record.
UCCAGUACUUGUUGAAACUGCAGCCUUCCCCCUUUGUAGCACACGGAGAGUGGCGAUGUUUUCCUGCAGAGCGGCCUGGCGAAAGUGUGGGCCCUUGGCACGGAGAGCAACCUAUAGGUUGCCCCAGAAUGUUGUGCAGCAACGGCUGAUGUCGUCAGUUCCUGGUGGUUCUGGGGAGAACAUAUUCUAUAUUGUGCUGUGUGGUGGAGUCUUUGUGGGUGCUAUAUCAUAUGCAUAUAGCACAAUGUCCACAGACAGAAUCAGAUACAAUGAGCGCAUUGCACAAAUUAAUGCUCAAUCCAAGGCAGAAUGGGUACCUAAACCAUGGCCACCUAAAAGUGGAAAGGAGGAGGAGGAGGAGGAGGAGGAGGAAGUGGCAGCUAGAGAGGCUGAGCUUGGAGAAGAGGACGGUGCUGCUGACAGCAAGACAGAGACUGUAGUGGAGGCAGUUGAUGAGGUAGUUGCUGAGGUUGCUGAGGUGGUGGAGGGUAGUGCUGAGGUUGUGCAGGACGUGCAAACAGUCACGGAAGAAGUGGCUGGAUCUGCUGAGGGGGCUGCUCAAGCUGAUGCAGAACCGGCGGCCAUUGCUGCUGAGGAACCCAAAAGCAAGGGUAUGACCUCAUCUGAGAAGGAGGCAGUUGCCUCUGAAGCUUGAGGUUCCACACAUUCACUACAGGGAGGCACAUACUAGACACACGCUUAACUAUCUCUAAAAAUGUACAUUACCUUUUGUAUUUAUUGGCGUGGGUAUAAAGAGUCACACUGUGUAAAUUAAGCAUUUCUUCAUUGAAGGAUGACUUGAGAUUUUUCCUGUGUGCAGAUCACUGUGUCUGAUGUCUGUAUUUGUUCCAAUUAUUAUGCGCCCCCGAGAUGCUAAAAACUAGCAAGACCGUCUU